AAACCAGAAAAGAUUACCAUUUUUAUUUCUCAAAGAGAGAGAAAACCAGCAAAAAAGAGCGGGUUUUUUGUUGGGUGGUUGUGGUUAUUUCUGUGAAUUGAAACUGUCUUUCUCUUUCUACUUUCUCUCUGCAAAAUUUUCUCACAACCCCUUUGAAUUCUCUUCUUUUUGGUGUCUAAAUAAGUGGUCUUUUUGUACCUAGCUGUGAGCUGUAACUACCCUUUUGGUUUCACAUUUUCUUGAUCACUAUUGGGUUUGAUUUGCUUCAAGUUUUGAUUCUUUUUUAUCAGUGGUAGCUUGAUCUGAUAAAAAAGUUGCAGUUUUGGUGGUGAAUUUGUUCAGUUUUGGCAUUGUUUGAGUUUGGUGAAGAACAAUUUGUGAGUAUGGAUUUGAUUCUUUGAGUUUUGGUGGUGUUUGAUAGUUGUAUAAUAGAUCUGAUUUUGCGCAAUUUAUGCUUUUUAAAGCUCUUACUGUUGUUGCAUUUUUAUGAUAAAAAAGGGAGAAAGAGGAAGUGAAGGACAUUCUUUCUCAUUGUUGGUUCAUAAAGUUGCCUACUUUCCUUUCCUGGUAAGUUUAAAGCUCUGCAAUCAAUAAAAUUUGGUUUUGGAUUUGUGGUUGAUUCUGUUUUUGUUUCAAACCAAUUAAAAGGGUGACUGCUGUGGAGUUUUAAGACAAUAUAGGCCUGGAAUUCAUAAGGGUAUUUUGUAAUUUUCUAGAGAUUUGAAAUAACAAUCUGUGAAUUCAAAAGGGUUUGUGGCAAGUGACUGGUUGAAGAUAUAUAAGGUUAAAUUGGAGAUUGAUCUGAUGAUUAGUUUGUGAAUAUUGAAGUGAUUGUUGAUUUGAGGAUCAAACAGUGGAUUAAUCUGUUAUUCAGGCCAGGAAUUCGAAAGGGCUUGUAGGGUUUUCGCCAAUAGGUUCUGACGGAUUCGUCUUCCGAAAAUAAGGGGUGUGACUGUGUGGCUGGUCUGGAGUGCAUAUUAAACAUUAUCAGGGCCCUUAGAAUGGGGUCCUGCUUCUCUGCAGAAAGCAGGAGCCCCAUCCCCGGAUCACCAUCCUCUCCUGCCCUGGGAGUGAGGAAGAGGAAGGGCUCGAAGAAAAGACCAGGGUCAAGGAAUUCUUCCUUUGACUAUCGGAGGGAGGAGCCGUUGCAUAGGAUUCCCGGGAGGUUGUUCUUGAACGGGUCAAGUGAGGUUGCAUCACUCUUUACCCAACAAGGCAAGAAAGGAACAAACCAAGAUGCCAUGAUUGUUUGGGAGAAUUUCGCAGCGAGAACAGAUACAGUUUUUUGUGGUGUCUUCGAUGGCCAUGGUCCGUAUGGUCAUAUGGUUGCAAAGAGAGUGAGGGAUUCUCUUCCUCUAAAACUGAGCUCGCAUUGGGAAGUCAAUAUUACCAGUGAGGAAGUACUCAGGGAGAUAAGUCUUAAUACUGCAGGAAGCCUAAAUUCUGAAGACACUGCCUUUGUAUCUGCUGAUGAAGAAUCUAGAGCCUCCAUUGAUCUUGAGGAAACGGAAAAGUCCCCUGAGAUCUUUCAGACGCUGAAGGAGUCAUUUUUGAAGGCUUUCAAAGUCAUGGAUAGGGAACUAAGAAUACAUGCAAAUAUUGAUUGCUUCUGCAGUGGGACCACGGCAGUAACCUUGGUCAAGCAGGGUCAAUAUCUUGUCAUUGGAAAUGUUGGCGACUCUAGAGCCAUACUUGGCACGAGGGACAAGAAUGAUUCUCUUAUUGCAGUUCAAUUGACAGUGGAUCUCAAACCAAAUCUUCCUGCGGAAGCUGAAAGAAUACGGAAAUGUAGAGGACGCGUGUUUGCACUUCAUGAUGAGCCUGAGGUUGCCCGAGUAUGGCUGCCAAACAAUGACUCCCCUGGUCUUGCCAUGGCACGAGCUUUUGGAGAUUUUUGCCUCAAGGAUUUUGGCCUGAUAUCAGUGCCUGAUAUAUCAUGUCGACGCCUUACUGAUAAGGACGAGUUCAUUGUCUUGGCCACAGACGGGAUUUGGGAUGUUCUCUCGAACAAGGAAGUGGUAGACAUUAUUGCUUCAGCUCCAGCACGAGCCUCAGCAGCUCGAGCCCUGGUUGAGUCUGCAGUUCGAGCUUGGAGAUACAAGUAUCCGACUUCCAAAGUCGAUGACUGUGCUGUGGUUUGCCUCUUCCUUGAUUCGAACAAUAUAUCCACAUCUUCCAGUUUCAAGUCCAAAGAGCUACAAACUUCAAUGGAUCAUGUCAACAAUGUAGCUGAGAAAGACAAUGAACCCACCACCCCAGUCAAUCUGGACCGCUCAGGAACUGUCCGAAAUGGCCCUGAAAUUCUCCCAGAAGAAAAUGAAGAAGAGGAUCCCUCAAAGCAUGAUGACCAGCAGACAGAUUGGUCAGCUCUUGAAGGCGUGUCUCGAGUUAAUACCCUCUUGACUCUCCCGAGAUUCACUCCAGGAAAGGAUGACAAGAAGGCUGCUGGCACUCGGAAAUGACAACGAGCAGGUUUAGUUAGUCCUCGAAUUUCAUAAUUAAAUUUUGGUUCUUUUUUAUUAAAUUGUUCAUGUUUGUGCUAUUUUCUUCUACAUAAAAAAGGGAAAAAUUUAUUUAUAGGGCCAUUGAUGUUAAAUUCAGACCGGAGAGGUGGGCCCGGCUAUAUUAGCAUGUCUGGGAAAUUUAUCCUUUCUCUCUAGUGUGGGUAGAAUCGGAAUUUUUGUAAAAUCCAACUCUCGGUCUAUUUUUUUUCUGUUUGAUUUGAUUUGAUUUUAUUUUUCUUUCCAUCUUUUUAUUUUUUGGUUCAUGUGUGACUAUUUGUUACUGUUAAUAAUAAUUUGGUGAUAA
Molecule: messenger RNA, 2808 nt
Organism: Pistacia vera
Lineage: Eukaryota; Viridiplantae; Streptophyta; Magnoliopsida; Sapindales; Anacardiaceae
Product: probable protein phosphatase 2C 33
Exons: 5
Coding region: 1002-2462 (486 amino acids)
Biological process (GO): protein dephosphorylation
Molecular function (GO): protein serine/threonine phosphatase activity
Source: RefSeq, a predicted model, not a curated record